Messenger RNA from Schistocerca americana (American grasshopper), 807 nucleotides. RefSeq names its product very-long-chain 3-oxoacyl-CoA reductase-like. Lineage: Eukaryota; Metazoa; Arthropoda; Insecta; Orthoptera; Acrididae. The annotation marks the transcript as partial. The record is from RefSeq and is a predicted model, not a curated record. Gene Ontology annotation, cellular component: endoplasmic reticulum. Gene Ontology annotation, molecular function: oxidoreductase activity. The transcript is spliced from 5 exons.
UUUACAUUUUCAGUUGUCACAGGAGCAACAGAUGGAAUUGGGAAAGCUUAUGCAUUUGCUCUUGCAAAGAAAGGACUGAACAUUUUGCUUAUUAGCCGAUCUCGUGAAAAGUUGAUAGCUGUUGCAACAGAGAUACAAAAUAUCCAUAGAGUCUCCACAGAAUUUGUACAAGUAGAUUUCACAAUAUAUGACAACACUACCUAUUCUCCUAUAGCAGAAAAGUUAUCAAGUUUGGAUAUUGGAGUUCUUGUCAACAAUGUUGGAAUGAGUUACUCUUAUCCAGAGUACCUGCAUGAUGUGCCAAAUAAGGAAAAACUGUUCCUAAAUAUUAUAAACUGCAAUAUUGGUUCUGUAACUCAAAUGACACAGCUAGUCAUUCCUAGCAUGCUGAGCAAGGGAAGAGGUGUGAUAAUCAAUGUAUCAUCAACAGCAGCACUUAUUCCAAGCCCGUUGCUAACUGUAUAUGCAGCAUCUAAGGCAUACACAGAAAAAUUCUCGAGAGACCUUGCAGAUGAAUACCGGCACAAAGGUCUAGUAAUACAGUGUGUUUCACCUGGAUACGUGGCUACCAAAAUGAGCAAAAUUCGGAGACCAUCUCUCAUGGCACCAGAUGCCAAAAAAUAUGUUGACAGCGCUCUAAAAAAAGUGGGAGUGACAGAAAGUACAACUGGAUAUUUUCCACACAGUAUUCUGGUCUUUACUGUGAAGACAAUAAAUCUUAUCUGCCCACCACUUAUAACAUUUAUCAUCAAAAAUACACAACAUAAUAUACGCAGGAGGUUUUUAAAAAAGGGACUGACUUACUGA